Molecule: messenger RNA, 2995 nt
Organism: Pseudopipra pipra
Lineage: Eukaryota; Metazoa; Chordata; Aves; Passeriformes; Pipridae
Gene: TIGD4
Product: tigger transposable element derived 4
Exons: 1
Coding region: 191-1723 (510 amino acids)
Cellular component (GO): nucleus
Molecular function (GO): DNA binding
Source: RefSeq, a predicted model, not a curated record
GCGGCGGCCGCUCUGGGCUGCCGUGUCUAUGGUCGCGGCCAUGGCAACCGGGGGCAGCGCUGCCGGGGAGGCGGCUCCAGGCUCGCCAAGUGCCGUGCCCCUGGGAUCGGAGCGCCGUCCGGGAAAGCCAGCCGGCAGAGCAGGAGGGCGCGUGCCCGCGUGUGGAUGUGGAUGAGCGGACUUCGGUGCCAUGGCAGAGGCGCUGCCCGAACACAUAGUGAGGAGGAAAAAAAGCAUAUCUAUCGAGGAGAAAAUCGACAUCAUAAGCGCCGUGGAGAGUGGCAAGAAAAAGGCGGACAUUGCAGCCAAGUAUGGCAUAAAGAAGAACUCCCUGUCUUCGAUUAUGAAGAAUAAGGAAAAAGUUUUGGAAGCCUUUGAAACUUUGCGGUUUGAUCCCAAAAGGAAAAGGCUGAGGACGGCUUUUUAUGCCGACCUGGAGGAGGCACUGAUGAAGUGGUACAGGAUCGCGCAGUGCCUGAAGGUGCCGGUGAACGGUCCCAUGCUGCGCCUCAAGGCGAAUGAUUUUGCCCAGCAGCUCGGACACAGUGAUUUUAGGUGCAGCAAUGGCUGGCUCGAUCGUUUCAAGUCGAGAUAUGGUUUAGUUUUCAGAGCUCAGCCUGUAGAAGCAGCUGCAACUACUACAGCGGAUGCUCCAACCCUUUGGUACCAGAAUGUGCUUCCUUAUUAUUUAAAUGAUUAUCAGCCAAAAAAUGUGUUUCAUAUACAGGAGACUGGAUUGUUGUAUCAGAUGUUGCCACAUAACACAUUUGCAUUUAAAGGGGAAACUUGUUCUGUAGGUAAACUAAGCAAAGAGAGAAUAACUGUAGUGGUGGGGGCAAAUAUGGAUGGCUCCGAGAAACUUCCACUGCUUGUUAUAGGAAAAAGCAAAAGUCCACGGUCUUUCAAAGAUGUGAAGUCGCUUCCUGUGGAUUAUGAAGCAAAUGACAGGGCAUGGAUGACUCCAGAAGUGUUUGAACAGUGGAUGCAUAAACUCGAUGGCAGAUUUCAAGCACAGCAGCGCCGAGUGGUUAUUCUUGCUGAUUCUCUCCCAGCUCACACAGAGGUAAAGAACCUGAAGUCUGUCAAAUUAGUUUUCUUUCCUUCAGACUCCUCUUCAUGUAUAGCUGUGAAACAAGGGGUUAUCAGAAGUCUGAAGGUUAAAUACAGGCACUGUCUUAUCAAGAGAUUUGUUGAUUGUGUAGAAGGUAAUAAAGAGUUUAUGCUGACCCUUCUUGAUGCAAUUGAGAUGUUGUACCUGUGCUGGAGGGAAGUAACACCACAGACUAUUGUAAAAAGUUAUAAUGGAGAAGAAUUCAAAUUAGAAACUGAGACAAAUGGUAACAACAAAGAGAUUGAAAGUGAUCUUGAUUUGAUUGCUCACGCACAAGCAGCUGGAGUGGAGUUUCCAGAAGGCUUAUCUUUGGAGGAAUAUGCAGCUCUAGAUGAUGACUUGCUAACUUAUGAAGUGCACAUAAAUAAUGGAAUGAUGUGUGCCAAAGAAAGUGUGUCAGAUAAAGCUGGGACAUUUUUCGGUGAUGAAGAUGAGGAUGAGAAUGAAGGUGAUCAAUUUCAGGGAGCUGAACAGGUUUUGCCAUCGAAAAAUGAGGCUUUGAGUGCUUUAGAUACCCUUCGGAAGUUUCUCAGAAGUCAAGACACGGAUGAUUGUCUUUAUGAUUCCCUAGUUGACUUGGAGAAUUUUAUUCAACAUGUAGCAAGUAAAUAAAUAUUUUAGCAAAGUGGGGAAGCAUGUAAUUAGAAAAAAAUGAGAUUAUGUAAGUAAACAAAGACAGUUUAAAACAAGGAUUGCUGAAAUGUUCUCUGGUGUGUUUUGCUCAGGUGACUAGAUGUACAUAACAAAAGAAAUUUGAAAUUAUGGAAAAGGGCUGAAACCGAAAUUUUACACAAAAUUAGGAACAAAUGACACAAAUUUGGAGUGAGCCAAAUCCUGAAACUGAUAACUGUAGUAAGUAUAGUGGAGGAAAAAGAAGUUCGGUGCGCUCAGGAUAAACUCAUGACCACUUGGAAUUCUUUCUUCAGGAAGAGAUUAGCACUUCUACGCAUUAAUAAUUCCACUGGUGUCUUUGGUUUUUUGACGGUGCAGUAGUAAAUAUUUAUCAGCUCGGUGCCUUUGAUACAUAAGCAAGAAAUUGGAUAACACGGAAAAUACAUGCCUAAAUUCUGAGAAGUAAGGGUUUUUUAAAAUAAACAUUUUUGUCCUUAGUCAAGAAUUCUGGCCAUCAUUUAUUCUUGGAGCAAGUGAUGAACAGCGGAAAGUUACCACAGCUUUGGAUGUGUUGUUUUGUUUUGUUUUCUUAAAACUGUUCACAUGUGGAUACACACGAAUGGCAUAAUCAUUUAUCCAAGAGUCAGAAGACAAACAAAGCUUUACUUGGGCUGUGAAGAGGUCAAAAAGGAAGAUCAUUCUCUCCCUUUCAGCCUUUUCGGUACAUGGAUUUGAUGUAGGUCUUCCUCUGCAACUCCGUGUAUUUCUACAGUAAAUACAGAAAAAAGAAUCAGUUUUUGCAGCAUCUGCACUAAAACCCUCACUGAACUCUUGUUUUAUUUACAAUACUUGAAGACUUUGCUAUAGGAUUCAAUGCAUUAAUGUGGUUUGUCAUUUUAAGUCCCAUUAAGAAGAGUGCUGUUUGCACAAGUGCAGUAUGAAGUUGAGUAAAUUAUUGUACAUUUACAUGUCUUUGAGUAUGUGUUUCAGGCAACGUAAUCAUAGCAGAGCCAAAAACCAGAGUCUAUAUGAAAUGCCCUGCUUGUGGCUUUUUUCAAAACCUGUUUUAAAUCUUUUCUGUAUCUAUCAGUUAAAAUUUUUUUCAGAAGUUAGAUAUAAUUGUUCUAAUUUAGAGGAAGAAGAAAAUAUUUUAUGGAAGCCCUUUAGGAAGCCUGUGUAAUAACGAUCAUAUUAUGGUGCCUAUAAUUAAACCAUGGAAAAAAAUCUCAUGCUUAUUUGAUUCUUCACUUUUCAAUAAAUAGUUUGGCUAAA